Messenger RNA from Zophobas morio, 861 nucleotides. RefSeq names its product regulator of microtubule dynamics protein 2-like. Gene Ontology annotation, molecular function: microtubule binding. Lineage: Eukaryota; Metazoa; Arthropoda; Insecta; Coleoptera; Tenebrionidae. The coding region runs from base 62 to 844 and encodes 260 amino acids. The record is from RefSeq and is a predicted model, not a curated record. The transcript has 3 exons. Gene Ontology annotation, cellular component: mitochondrion; cytoplasm; spindle microtubule.
GUGUGAAAAAUAUGAUCACAUUUUCAAACAUCACGUGUGUCAAAAGUACUAAAUAAAGGUAAUGCACGACCUAGCCGCUAUACCUAGCACUAUUGGAGGGAUAACUCAAGACCUAGAAACCAUCGACAGCAUCCUCAACGAAGGCAACAUAUCCGAACUUCAAGCGUGCCUUGAGCAACUCGAAUGCCGUUGCCACCUAAAUCCUAAAAACCCACACUACUUCUGGAGACUGGGCAAAGCCUGCAGCCGACUCUUCGUGAAAACUCACGACAAAGCAUACGUGAUCAAAGGAAUCGAAGCCUGCGAAGCAGCUCUCAAAAUGAAACCUGACCUGGCGAACGUCCAUAAAUGGUACGCGAUUCUGGUGGGCGAGCGCUCGCAGUUCCAGUCAACCAAAAAGAAAAUAGCGGACGGUUACUUGUUCAAGGAGCACCUGGAUUUAGCCUCCGAUUUAAACCCGGCUGAUCCCACGUUGCAUUUUUUGAAAGGUCGGUUUGCCUACGACGUAUCGGAAUUGAAAUGGUACGAAAGGAAGAUGGCGUCGGCGCUGUUCGCGACGCUACCUACGGCUACGGUUGAGGAGGCUUUGGAACACUUCAUGGAGGCACAGAGGCUGUCUUCGGUGGAGUGGAAGAUGAAUAUGUUGUACAUCGCGAAGUGUAAGCUCAAGAUGGGACACAAGGAUGAGGCCAUGGCUAUUGUGGCAAGGGCUCAAAGAUUACCGUCUGUAAGCGAUGCGGAUACAGAAGCGGAUUUGGAGCUUAACACUUUACGAAGGAAGUCCAAAAUGAGUAUAACUUCUUUCCGGAGUAGAACAAGGAGUAAAUUUGGGGAUUUAUUUUAACUGUGUCUUGUACGUGU